UGAGAACAAUUGUCCUGGGAUAGUGAAGCAAUUACGCCUACUACAAUGUAGCGCAAUGCUACCAUACCAUACGUAGUUUUCCAUGUCGCCAGGGCAUUUCAAGAACGCGUAUUUAAGCUACAACCAGCAAGCCUACUUUGGCAAAUUGAUUGUACCCCAGAUUUUGAUCCCUUUUCGUCCAAUCGCCCGGAUUUGCAGGUCCACGAAUUGCCUCGGCCCACCAGCCCCAAACCCCGCGAGAUCCAGGUAACGAGUCAAACAUCCUCGCGUAACAGCUCGUUCUCCAUGCGAGCGCUCUUCAUAUUGCCGCUAAUCGCCGGUUUGACAUGACAAGGUCUGGUCUGUUCAGAUUGCCUUCGUCAGUCCUAGAUCUUGUUCGGAAUCACGUCGCGAUCAAUUCUUCAAAGUCAGGAAACCGGCAGCUCGCAUCCGCAAUUACAUUUCCGCGCCUGAGCACCUGCAUAUUUUCGAACGCGAGGUUCUGCAGUCAAGAGGUUCGCGAUCGAGGACCACUUUGGGACGCGAAGCAGAAACAGACGCAUAGACUUAGGGAUAAGAUGAGCCGUGUAGAAGACCAUCAGAUUACGGAGAAGGGGAAGAAGUCGCCGUCGGUGCCAAAGCCAAGUUCAAGUGUUGUACUAAUUUCGCCAACGAACCAAGUCCUUCUACUUCACCGCGUCCAGACUUCAACGUCUUUCCCCUCCGCGCACGUAUUCCCUGGAGGCAAUGUGUCGGAAUUCCAUGACGGUAGAGCACCGGAGCCCAAUGAACCAGGGCGACACGUCGAUGGGCCCGCGUAUAGGCUUGCAGCCAUUCGCGAGACGUUUGAAGAGAGUGGCAUAGCGCUCGCGCAUACGAGCUCGGGCCGCCUCCUCGAGCUCAGCGAGCAGGACAGAGAGACAGGCAGGAAGCUAAUACACAGUGGCAAGGUGCCAUUUAGGCAAUGGUUGUCCGAGAAGGGUGGGACGCCUGAUGUUGAUGGUUUGAUCCCCUUCACACGCUGGAUCACCCCAAUUGGCCCUCCCAAGCGCUUUACUACGCAGAUGUAUCUAUAUUUCCUGCCUACUGCAUCUCGUGUGCUUGAUCGAACCCCACUGUCUAGCACGGAGGAGACGCUGAUUCCGACGCCGACACCAGACGGAGGUGUCGAGCACACCGCAGCGCAGUUUUUACCUCCUCAGAAGUGGAUCGAACUUGCGAGCUCCGGCAAGAUCAUCAUGUUCCCGCCGCAGUUUUUCCUGCUCAGCAUGGUUGCGCAGUUCCUGAAGCCGUCGCCGUCGCUGAGUAUCUCUGAGCUAGAGCAACAACGCGCCCAGCUGCGGGAGUUUGCAAGGGGAGGUGACCCACUAUGGUCUGAAGUUUGCAUCAGUCCCGCUGCGCUGAUUGGUAAGUUGGGCGAUGGUAGGACGGUAAUGGCAUUGGAUAACCCAGGUGAGGGUUUGGAGAAGAAGGGCAGACGGGGAACGAAGGAAUACGUGAUCAUCACGGAAUUUAGCAAGGGAGGGCCGAGGAGGCUGCAAUUGAAGACGAGAAAAGAGGUCAUGCAAGACUUGAAAGACGAUGUCAAGAACAGCGGGACUGCAUAUAGUCAUCAUUUGCAACAUAUUCAGACGAAGAAUACACGGGAGAAAUUGUAGUAGACUUGUGUAGAAUAGACUACAUAUAUAUGCACAAGUUCGUUGCUUUCUGGCC
Molecule: messenger RNA, 1692 nt
Organism: Verruconis gallopava
Lineage: Eukaryota; Fungi; Ascomycota; Dothideomycetes; Venturiales; Sympoventuriaceae
Exons: 2
Coding region: 327-1637 (436 amino acids)
Cellular component (GO): mitochondrion
Molecular function (GO): hydrolase activity, acting on acid anhydrides, in phosphorus-containing anhydrides
Source: RefSeq, a predicted model, not a curated record